GAGCGCGAGACUUGGACAGGGGGCGGGGCAAGGCGGGGUUUAGGCAAAAGGAAGUGGGUGCUGUAGCUUCUGUUUGGUUAAAGUUUCACUUACCAGUUGCUCCUGUUCUGCGAGAUGUUUUGGAUCCCGACCGCGGAUCCCAGUGAAGUCGGUCGCUUAGGGCUCACCUUGAUGGAAUGGUGCUGAGCCGGCUGAAACUACAAUCAGAAAGAAAACUUACAAAACAGAUUUGCAGAGUUGUGUUGGAUCAUUUUGAGAAGCAGUAUGUCAAAGAGCUUGGAGAUUCAUGGAUUACAAUAAGGGACAUCUUGACAUCUCCAUCAUGUUGGCAACAUGCAAUCCUUUUUAAUAGAUUCAACUAUCCUUUUGAGCUAGAAAAGGAUUUACAGUUGAAGAGAUAUCAUACUCUUCUUCAAGGAUAUUUUCCCUACUAUCCUGAAUCAUUGACAUGCUACGUUAGUAGAAUUCCUGGCCGAAUACCUUCAGAGAGACAUCAAGCUGGUAAAUUGAAAAGAUAUUAUCUUCUAAAUGCUGCCUCCCUUCUCCCAGUGCUGGCUCUGGAAAUACAGAAUGGAGAAAGAGUUUUGGAUAUGUGUGCUGCUCCUGGGGGUAAAUCAGUAGCUCUUCUACAGUGUGCAUAUCCAGGUUAUUUUCACUGCAAUGAGUAUGAUAAUCUGAGAUCGAAGUGGUUGAAACAGACACUAGAAUCCUUCAUCCCACAACCCAUGAUGAAUAUAAUAAAAGUGUCAGAAUUGGAUGGCCGAGAGAUAGGAGAUCUUCAACCUGAAAUGUUUGACAAGGUGUUAGUCGAUGCCCCAUGUUCAAAUGAUCGAAGUUGGUUAUUCUCUUCUGAUACCCAGAAGGCAUCCUAUAGGCUAAACCAAAGGAAGGAAUUGCCUCUUGUACAGCUAGAACUAUUAAGGUCAGCAAUCAAGGCAUUGCGUCCUGGAGGAUCACUGGUUUAUUCUACAUGCACACUUUCCAAGGCAGAAAACAGUGAAGUAAUCAGUCAAGUCCUAAAUUCUCAUAGUAACAUAUUCCCAGUGGACAUGAAGGAAAUGGCUAGUGCAGCAUCUCAUGAUUUCACAUUUGCUCCUAGUGGACAGGAAUAUGGGUUGUUGGUGCUUCCAGACAAAGGUAAAGCCUGGGGCCCAAUGUUUGUAGCAAAAUUAAAGAAAUCAGUAUCCUGAACAUAUGUUUUAUAAAUCAUGUUAACAAAUUGUUCUAUUUGUUUUUGUAAUCUGUAUGUUGGAAUAUAUAAAUGAUUAUGCUGAUAUUUUUCUUCGGUGUUUGGAAUUUUAGUUUAUUAGAUUUUAUUCCUACAGGUAAAAUCUAUAUUUGAGGUUUUUUUCUUAGAACUAUAUCAUUAAAAGUUAUUUAAAGUGGUUUUGGGUGGUAUUUUAGAGUUGAGAUCUUUAGAAUGCACCAUAUUUGUGUUUUUUAAAAUGGCCAAGGCAUUUACAUGUUAAUGUUUUGAAUCUUUAAACUUUGACUGUUUACUAGGUGUCUUCUUUGCUCCCUUUUUUAAAAAAAUAGAGUAUUUUAGAUUCGUAUUAAAAAUUGAUUUGUAUUCAGUAUCUAUUUUCCUAAGCAGAACUAUUUCUAAUUCUAGAAAGGUAGGUUUCUUAUUUGCCACCUUGUUUACUAUUAAAGACUAUCUUCUGUUAAUUCCAAAGGCCAA
Molecule: messenger RNA, 1681 nt
Organism: Monodelphis domestica (gray short-tailed opossum)
Lineage: Eukaryota; Metazoa; Chordata; Mammalia; Didelphimorphia; Didelphidae
Gene: NSUN3
Product: NOP2/Sun RNA methyltransferase 3
Biological process (GO): rRNA methylation
Cellular component (GO): mitochondrial large ribosomal subunit
Molecular function (GO): RNA methyltransferase activity
Source: RefSeq, a predicted model, not a curated record